Molecule: messenger RNA, 1250 nt
Organism: Eruca vesicaria subsp. sativa (arugula)
Lineage: Eukaryota; Viridiplantae; Streptophyta; Magnoliopsida; Brassicales; Brassicaceae
Source: the annotation of a GenBank genome assembly
AUGUUGUUGAAGAUCAAAAGGGUUCACCAGAAAGACAAGACGGUGGAAGAAGAAGACGGAGGAUGUGGUCGGAAUUGUCUAACCAAGUGUUUUAUCAAUGGUGCAAGGCUUCCUUUGUAUACAUGCAAGCAUGUGGAGAAACCCGUGGAAGAUAAUGUAACGUUACUCGAGUCCUUACUUCUUGGAGAGAUAAGUUUCAAAGAGGAUUAUUUCGUUACAGCUUGUGAGACCAAGUGGCAAUUUGGUUAUCAUAGGUUAUAUAUACCGGGGAAGUACGGUUUCAUUGCGAAGCUAAACGAAGAAGAAGCCAACGGAUUUGAAGCUACCAAUGAUGACUCUGAUAACUCGCCAAGCGUUGUUGCAGUCAAUGUGAGUCCGAUUGAGUACGGACAUGUAUUGCUGAUUCCUCAGGUUCUAGAUUGCUUGCCUCAAAGGAUUGAUCACAAAAGCCUUUUGCUUGCUCUUCACAUGGCUGUUGAAGAAAGCAAUCCAUAUUUCCGAAUUGGAUACAAUAGUUUAGGUGCAUUUGCUACCAUCAACCAUCUUCACUUUCAGGCUUACUACUUGGCAAUGCCAAUAUUACCUAUCGAGAAAGGCCCUUCUUUAAAGAUCACUACCACCAAUGAAGGCAUCAAGAUCUCAAAGCUAUUGAGUUAUUCAGUGAGAGGUCUUCUCUUUGAAGGUGGAAUUUCCAAAAAAGAUCCCUCUGAUGUUGUAUCAAACGCAUGUGUUUGCCUUGAGAACAAAAACAUUCCUUUCAACAUUCUCAUUUCUGAUUCCGGGAAACAGAUCUUUCUUCUCCCUCAGUGUUAUGCAGAGAAACAUGCACUACGGGAAGUUAGCUCGAAGCUGCUGGAUACGCAAGUAAAUCCAGCGGUUUGGGAGAUGAGUGGUCACAUGGUGUUGAAGAGGAAAGAAGAUUACGAAGGAGCUUCUGAGGAGAAGGCAUGGAGUCUACUUGCUGAAGUCUCUUUAUCAGAAGAGAGGUUCAAAGAAGUUAUCACUAUGAUCUUUGAAGCAAUCGGUUUUAAUGGUGAAAAAGAAGAAGAGCGGAGUUCGAUUGAUGGUGGCUUCAUAAGAUCGAAUUGUUUCCCUUCAGUGAAAGAAGAGGCUUUAUCUAACUGAGAGUUUCUUAAGGCUUCUUUUGAAAUAAGCAAUCAUUAAACUCUUAGUGAUUUGCAUUCUAGUGUUUAAACGUUUACAUGGAGUUUAGUCGUAAGAAUAUUUUAUAUGACCUAUCUUUAUAUUGG